Molecule: messenger RNA, 1145 nt
Organism: Lagenorhynchus albirostris (white-beaked dolphin)
Lineage: Eukaryota; Metazoa; Chordata; Mammalia; Artiodactyla; Delphinidae
Gene: HELT
Product: helt bHLH transcription factor
Exons: 4
Biological process (GO): anterior/posterior pattern specification; regulation of transcription by RNA polymerase II; regulation of neurogenesis
Cellular component (GO): nucleus
Molecular function (GO): RNA polymerase II cis-regulatory region sequence-specific DNA binding; protein dimerization activity; DNA-binding transcription factor activity, RNA polymerase II-specific
Source: RefSeq, a predicted model, not a curated record
AUGUCAGGAAAGCUCAAGGAACGCAAAGUGAGUCGGCUGAGCCCAGAUGGCUCUUGCGCCAACAGGGUGGGGGCGUCUGACGCCCGCAGCACCACCUGGCUGGACCGACGGGCAGGGACAUUAUCACACGGGACUUCUCCUGGAGAGGAAUCCUGAGUGAGAACCCCCGUUUCCCACAAAGUGAUAGAAAAGCGGAGGAGAGACCGGAUUAACCGCUGUUUGAACGAGCUGGGCAAGACGGUGCCCAUGGCCCUGGCGAAGCAGGUAACUGAGCCCCGGGCGGCCCUCGCGCAGAUCCACAGCAGCGACCCACUCGCUGGUCCUCUCCGGAUAAAACCUUGCACCCAGCCUGCCCGGGUUGGCCGGCACCCGCUGGGCCGCUUCGAGGAGCCCUUCCUCCUUUUGCAGAGUUCCGGGAAGCUGGAGAAGGCGGAGAUCCUCGAGAUGACCGUUCAGUACCUGAGAGCUCUGCACUCCGCUGAUUUUCCCCGGGGAAGGGAAAAAGCAGAACUGCUAGCGGAGUUUGCCAACUACUUCCACUACGGCUACCACGAGUGCAUGAAGAACCUGGUGCAUUACCUCACCACCGUCGAGAGGAUGGAGACCAAGGACACCAAGUACGCGCGCAUCCUCGCCUUCUUGCAGUCCAAGGCCCGCUUGGGCGCCGAGCCCGCCUUCCAGCCGCUGGGUUCGCUCCCGGAGCCGGAUUUCUCUUAUCAGCUGCACCCAGCGGGGCCCGAGUUCGCAGGCCAUAGCCCUGGUGAGGCGUCCGUGUUCCCGCAGGGCGCGGCCCCGGGGUCCUUCCCCUGGCCACACAGCGCGGCCCGCAGCCCGGCGCUGCCCUACCUGCCCAGCGCGCCCGUGCCUCUUCCGAGCCCUGCGCAGCAGCACAGCCCCUUCCUGACGCCCGUGCAGGGCCUGGACCGGCAUUACCUCAACCUGAUCGGCCACGCCCACCCCAACGCCCUUAACCUGCACACGCCCCAGCACCCCGCGGUGCUCUGACGCCGACUCGCCCGCAGAUUUCUUUGCGCUUCGGGCGCUGCCUGGGAGAAAUACUGUAUAUUGUACAAGUGUAAAUACGGUGCCAACAAAAGAGAUGGGUGGGGGAAGGCCAAAAGCGAAAGAGUCUUCUGAAGGAUCUC